CCGUGAGCCGACAGAGGGCGAACAGACUUUGUACAUCCAAAAUCCGGUGUUUUUGUUUAGGCCGAACGGAGCGUGAGUUCAACUCAACAUGUAGCCUUAAUUUUAUUCAGAAGUCUGAAAACAGUGACGAAACGACUUCUUGUAAACACUGAGCGAUGUCUCAUAACUUUGACCCGGUUCUGCCACCAGGGGAUGAGGGAGAGAAAAAAGAGCCAGUCGACAUGGAGAGCGAGAAGGAAGGAGAUGACUCCAGAUGGAGUGAGGAACUCAGGCUGGUUCUCAUUGGAAAGACCGGAUCUGGCAAGAGUGCAUCUGGAAACACCAUCUUGGGCAGAAGGCACUUCCUGUCACAGAUCAGUGCUAGUUCCGUCACCCAGAUUUGCCAGCUUGGGAGCACUGAGUUCACUGAGGAGGAGGAGGAGGAGGGUGCUGAGGAGGAGGGCCAGACUGUCACACACAGGAGGAUGAGGAGAAUCACGGUUGUUGACAUGCCAGGUUUUGGAGAUACUCAUCUCAGUAUGGAACAGAUUCAUAUAGAGGUAGCCAAAUGUGUGUCUCUCUCUGCCCCUGGGCCACAUGCUUUCCUCCUAGUGGUACCAAUAGGUCGAUAUACAGACAAUGAAAACCAGGCUGCCUGCGAGUUGACCAAGAUAUUUGGGGAGGAUGCACUCUGUCACCACACAGUGGUUCUUUUUACAAGGGGUGAUGACCUGGAGGGCAUGGCAGUUGAAGAGUACUUGAGGGAGACUGCACCUGCUGAGCUUAAGGCUCUCAUUGACCGGUGUGGGGGCAGGUACCAUGUGCUGAACAACAAGGACCCCAGUGAUGCAGCACAGGUUAAAGAACUCUUAAUGAAGGUGGACAAGAUGGUGAAGCAGUCAAACAAAGGGUUUUAUACAAAUACAGUGUUUUUAGAAGCGGAGGCUGCCAUCAGGGAGGAGCAGAAAAGGAUGCUGAGGGAGCGAGGGCAAGCAGAGGGGGAAGAACAAGCGGAAAACAACAGAAGCACAGAUGAACAGGCUCAGCUUGCAAAACGCAGGAAGUGUGACUUGGAGUCUGGCAGAGCAGAGAGCACUGAUAGGGGAUCACAAGGGGUAAGGAGAAUGGAGUUGGAGAGAGGAAAUAAAGAGGGUUUUAGGAUGGAGAGAUGGACAGAGGAAAGCAGAGGCAGCAUCCUCGGCUUCUUGAGAGACGGAGUUGAACGUUCUCGGGACCGGUUCAGAGGCAGGCGCAGAGGCUGUGGCGGUGCCAUGAGCAGGCGACAGUCUCUCAGUUCAUCCUUGAUUCGCAUGAGGAGGGAGGCAGCACUCUCUGCUAAGGUGCUGGAGAGAGUUAAGAUCCUGGUGGCUGCUGGAGCCACCGGCAUGGCCGUGGGGGUGGUGUUUGGGGCAGCUGCCCCUUUAGCAGCUGCAGCUGGGGUUUCUCUUGUGGGGAAUUCAGUUGGCUUUGCUGCAGGUCAGUUUGCUGGGAUGUCUGUAGCGGGAGGCACAGGUGUUGGGAAAGCUGUGGGGGCCAUAGUGGCUGCAGCCUCCGGGAAAACGGCAGUGGCUCUGGGGGCAGCAACAGGUGGAGUUUUGGGUGGUUCUGUUGGAGCCAUUGCUGGUGCUGAGGCUGCGACUCCUGGAGAGGGCGCUCUGGAUGCAUUGGGGCAGGUUAGUGUCAUAGGGGCCACUGCUGUUGGGGUUGCAGCCGGUGUUGGAGGCACCAUGGGAGCUGGGGCUGCUUUAGGUGCAGUUUUGGAGGGAACAGCUUUCAACAUGGCAGCCCUCAGUGGAGCUGAAACUGCAUCAGUAGGAGCAGCAGGUAUGGCUAAUGCGUCUGUAGCUUACAGUGGUUUAACUUCAGCAGCAGGACAGCAUGCAGUGGCCUCUGCAGGAAGUGUAGCUGUGGGUUCCGGGACAUCUCAGUGUGCUGCAACAGGAGCAGCCUUUGCUCAGGAGAUCGCUGCAAGUGUCCCAGUGGCUGCCGGUUCCUCUGGUGCUGCUUGUGGGUUAACAGCGCCCAGUGUGGCAUCGGUAACCAGUAGGGUGUCAGACCCCUGGAGCACUGUGGCAGCAACAACACGGAUCCUGACUGAAAUAGGCAAAGCUGCAGCGGGCAUUGCCCUGGCUGGUGGUCUGGUAGUGAAGGUGGUGAAAGAAAAAGUCAGAUGUGGCACAGGAAGAACAGAAUCCAGUUACUCAGAGAAGAAGUCUUAUGAGAUCCACUGGAACAAAUAAAUACAGGCUAAGACCAUGACCAAUGAGAUCAUUUUCAUAGUUUUUCCUAAUCUUCUGAUGCAGUACUAGACUCCACGUUAGCUUCUCUUUGUGAGACAUUGUUAUUAUCAUGGAAAUGCUAGCAGCCAGAGCAUUGUAGUAUCAAACAAUACCACAUGAACAAGUAAUCACAAAUUAUUGUAGACAAAAUGAAGUAGAGUGAAAAUACAGUUGGAAACAUUGGUUGGAUCUGUUUGAGACUGAUGAAUGAGUUCAGUGACAUGCAGUGCUGUGUGGGAUGUCCAGUAAAGGAUAUCUGGUACACAAUCUUGUGUCUACCUUUACUUUAUUUCUCUUUAAUUUUUUUUUUUCUCCAAACACACUUGCAGCUGGUUGAUGUCAUCAUGGACAUUUUUAUAAAAUAAAGUACUUCUGGAAACUGGGCUGCUGAAAAUGUGGCUCAUCACAGUUCUGCUUUGUUGAAUGAAUCAUGAAUUUCAUUAAAGUUUACAAUUUGUCUUGUUUCCCCUUUCUAAAGACAGAUUACAAAACUGUAGAGACACCAAGAAAUGCUCUGAAGUACCACAAUUCACAGUUUGCUGUGUGAGAUUAAUACAUUAGCGAAGUUAGUCUUAUUUAUUACCAUAUUGAGGGUUGAAAAUAAACAAAAGUACGGAAGUAUUGAAAAGCAUUUUAAAUCUUAACAUGAUUUUUACAUCUAGAUGACAGUGGAUGGUUGCAUUGCAGUCUUUCACAUCUUAUUUUAUAUUGUAAACCAGACUGGUUUUGACCAACCAGUACUCCCUGUUUUAAAUUGCUCAAUGUAUCAAUAGUUCCAUGAGUGAGUUCACUUUGUUGCAAUGAAAUAAAAAAAAGACAAAGACAAUA
This is a messenger RNA of Scatophagus argus, 3086 nucleotides long. RefSeq lists its product as uncharacterized. The record is from RefSeq and is a predicted model, not a curated record. The transcript has 2 exons. Gene Ontology annotation, molecular function: GTP binding. Lineage: Eukaryota; Metazoa; Chordata; Actinopteri; Scatophagidae. Bases 156 to 2219 code for a protein of 687 amino acids.